This is a messenger RNA of Neoarius graeffei (lesser salmon catfish), 7085 nucleotides long. It is a transcript of the gene nhsl2, whose product is annotated as NHS-like 2. Lineage: Eukaryota; Metazoa; Chordata; Actinopteri; Siluriformes; Ariidae. Gene Ontology annotation, biological process: cell differentiation. The transcript is spliced from 8 exons. The record is from RefSeq and is a predicted model, not a curated record. The coding region runs from base 65 to 3907 and encodes 1280 amino acids.
CACACACACACACCUCCAACACACUGCAACAGUUCAGUAAAUAUAUAAAGAAGAGGAGAAGAAGAUGCCGUUCUGUAAACGCCUCAUUGUGCCCAAGGACGUGUGUAAAAGCGCGCUGAGGAGCGGCGGAGCUUCCUUCACUGAGCUGGCGGACGUGUGCGGCUUCAGCCUGAGCUCCAUCCUCAGGCAGCUCUCUGAUCUGUGCAGGCAGUCGGUCAGCAUCCUGGAGGAACUCGAAGGAGAAAUCGCCAACAUUUGCCAUCGCUCAGGGACGCUGGAGAGCAAAGUUAUCAGCCUGCAAAGACACGUCUCGGCGCUGACAUCCAGCAAACCGCCGCUGAGAACCACCACCAACUUGGACUCGGAGAGCAAGCGAACGGCCCACUUCCAAUCGUCAUGGCAACAGCAUGUGAAUGUGUUUGGCUCGUGGAGUAGGCCGGAGUGUGUGCAGGAACUGCACCAAGAGGCUCAGCUCAACCUCCAGAGCCUGCUGCAAGACUUUGAGGAGCAGCUGUAUGAUAACAGAGUAACUGGGCAGACAUUCCGGCACCCUUCCUCUCAGAGCUCAGAGGACACCUCCACUACACUCAGCCACUCGCCUUCCUCACUCAACAACAAGAAACCAGAGUUUGUCUUCCUGCCUGCAAAUAAACAGGUGUGUGAAGAUGAGACAACAUCAUUAGGGAUCCGGGCUCAGGAUCCGGCUGCUCGUGGCAUAGACCGCUCCCUCCUGGGCUGGAAUUCUUCAGUGGGGCCUCCAGUGGCUGAAAAACCUCGCUGGCACCUGAGUCGGCACUCCUCUGCACACCUGGUCCCUAUCGAUGUCACAGGCCAGAGCUUUGAUAAGCACGCCAGCGAACUCCAGGCCCCCUUUAAAACUGAAAAAGCGGUUAACCCAAAGACCAUCCGCCGCCCAAGGAGUGUGAUCGCAGGCCCUGAUGUCACGCUGCACUGCCAAGGUGAUGGCAAGAUUCUUGCUGUUGAUCUGAUACAAGGUGCCUGUUCUCCUGACUCUUCCCAGCCAAGAUCUCUGGAACUCACCACAGAGAACAAAGGCGAGCAGUACAUACCCUUACGGAAAACUCAGAGUGACCUAGAGCACAGUGUCCCCCCAUCCCCCAAAGCCCCCAGAGGCAUGAUGGACCAUGCCACUCUUAUGUGCCCCAGCCCUUCCUGGAAUGGCCCAAAGGGUUCCACCUUCUCCCCCUCAUGGAAUGACUCCUACAAUUAUACCCUAACACCAAACCCUGUUGCCAAGCAGCCUUUGUCCAAACCUGGAGCAUUAGACUCUGGUGGAAGUGGCCGCAUGUGCCCUUCCCAAACCAGCUCUGGCAUAUCCAUGAGCUCUGUAUCACACUCUAGCUCCUUCACUUACAUCUCAGAACCUUCUGGGCACAGGACAUAUGCAGUCACGCAUGGAAAUGCAAUUAAAAAUAAAAGAAAUGAGACUGAGGUUGCAGCGUCUAGUCCAGCUUCCGGUAAUGGCCUCAACAAGUGUGAGCAAGAGAAGACAUCAACACGAGCUAAUGCUUUCAAGUUCCGUGAACGCUCCCUUUCAACACCAACAGAUUCUGUCUCUCUCUGCUCAACAGACAACAUCUGCUGUCCAGGGGAGACAGUACCUAUAGUCAGAGAAGGUGAGAGCUAUGCCUUGCUGUACCCUAGCAACAGCUCUGAGGACAACACCAGCACUGACAAUGUGUCUGUCACAACAGGGUCUGACUUAUUCCCAGUGAGUAGACUGAGGUCACGAUCGCGAAGCAUCUCACUGAAAAAGCCCAAAAAGAAGCCACCACCUCCAGUACGCAGUGUGUCCCUAGUAAAGAACUUAUCAGCAAUUGAUGGAAUGGGCACACACCAUGGUGAAACACAUAUCAGAGAUGGUAGGCCUAAGAGCCUUUUCAUACCACGAGAUCAUAAUUUCCAGGAUUCAUUCCGACCCGAGUUUCUUAUGGCAUCUAAACCAGAUGAGGAGACACACAGCAGUUUGGAGACAGCCUCUGAUACAUCUCAGCCCCCUGACAGAGAAGCUGACCUAGCCUUCCCCCCUCAUUGGCAGCUCAGUGAGUGGAAAUCCAACAAUGACCCUUAUCGUUCAUUAUCAGGCUCCAGCACUGCUACAGGUACAACAGUUAUUGAAUGCAUUAAAGUACGUGGAAGCUCAGAAUCCCUGCAUUCACCAUCAACCUCUCGUGCUACUUCCCCUUCCCCACUUUCCAAUGAAGCAGAGACUAAGGUCUCUCCCUUCAAGCCUCCAUGUCUUAUGUCUCCCUCAAGUGGAUAUUCUAGUCAGUCUGAGACUCCCACCCCAACUAUUACAAAUUCUGCCAUCACUGGACUCACCCCAACAGGGUGCAAGAUGCGCCCAAAGAUCCCAGAGAGGAAGUCCUCACUUCCAGCCACCUCACCAAAAGACAAAUCUCAGUCUCGCCUCUCUUUUGAGUUACCUGUGAAUUCCCCAUUAGACCUGUCAUCUGUCAAACCCAAACCUAAAGCUAGCCGGAGGCACUCAGACACAUCUACCACCAGCAAACCAGGAAAACUGAAUCAGUCAUCACAGCCCGUGGUCACCACAACAGAUCUGCGGAACAUCAGACUACGUUCAGUAAGCCGCUCAGAACUUGAAGACAGUCCUGAUGGUUCCUCUGACAUCAUAGAGGAGGAGCAGGGACGUGAUGGUAGCCCUCCUACCACCCCAUGUAGUUCUAAGCCACCCAAACCACCAGUUGCAGUAAAGCCACCACUUCCCAAGCGACCCAUGAACCUGAUGCUCAAGUCUCCCUCAUCAUCACCCCAUGCUCAGGAAUCUCCACCAGCCUCCCCAAUAGACCGGCCAAUGCCUGUAGCCAACAUCUACAUGGUGGUCAGGAAGCCUAAACCUAAGAGGCCAUCCCAGUCAUCACUUAGUCCAUCUGUACCUCAAGAGCAGGUGCCAAGACAUCCACCCCCUCUACCUGAGCUUGACCUAGAACAUGGGAUACCAAUUGAGGAAGAUUUUGCCUUUCCUAGCAGUCCAGAGAAAGAGGACAUAGUCAAGACCUUUCGUAGUCAAAGUCCCAUUACCUGUGUAGCUGACUUGGACAAGAAAAAACCCAAGGUACCACCACCAGUACCCAAAAAGCCAAAUGUUCUUCUCUUACCUUCCCCUACUGUCCAGGCACCAAGCAAUGGCACUACAGAAAAGCAAAGCCUCCUACUUGAAAGUGGUUCUCAGUCACCUCUAGGACCACCACCAUCUGAAGCUGAGGAGGUUUCUUAUAAUGAAGAUGACCAAGAAUUACCUAUUAAUCAAGAGAUUCCAGGAAGUUGCGAGAGCAGUGCACAACAUAAAAAUCGAGGACACCUAGAGGUUCUUAGAAAUGAAGGAAACCAUGAUACGCCAGUGGAUGUCAACCCUAAGGAUAUUGGAUCUGUUCAAGAUGUUGAUAUAAAGGCAUUCCCAACAGAAACAGUGACAGAAACUCCACUGGAGGAAAACAGCUCUGUCAAAGACAAGACAGAACUACACAUCACUGAAGAAACAGACGAUGGUGUGCUUGUCCACACACCUACCACUCAUACAACUGAAGACCUUUUCACCAUCAUACACAGAUCUAAGCGGAAAGUCCUCGGCCGUAAGGAGCCAGCAUUUGGCAGUCGUCAGAGCCUUGUGUCACCUGUGAAAAGCAGCAGCAGUGACAUUCGAACACUAACGCUGGGCAGCACUCCAAGGUCAAACUCUCGAAACGAGAACUUCAUGGCUCUUCUCCAGAAGAAGGGCAACAAGUCAAGCAGUGGAACGCGCGUCUCUGCCAUGGAACUGCUGAAGAGCACAAACCCUUUGGCUCGCCGUGUCACUGAGUUUUCUCAGUCAGAUCUGGAUGCUGCUGGAACUGAUCCAUCUAAAAUGGCUCUACCAGACCAGUGAUUCAGCUUGUAGAGAACCAAAUGCAAUGGCUGAUUUUUAGUUGGUGCUCCACUGCACAUCUAAAUGGUUUUACUUCCCAGGAUCUUGCACUGUUUGAAGUGAGGUGCUUUUGAGUUGUUUUGAAUUCUCCUGGGUCUCACCUUUUUUUCCAUGUUGCUGUGGAGUGCUGUCCAUAUCAAAGGAAUGGAACCCAGGUUUGCUGUGAGGGUCUGAAAUAGUGGGUUAGCAUUGUAUUUUACCACUGAGAAUGUGUUACAUUAACUCCUCUGUGGAAAUAUACAAACGGUACAAAGACACACCAGCCUUUGUAUGUAGUCAAAUUUGCCAAUGCCCAUCCUCAAAAUGCAGAAUUAUUGCAAGUCUAGGCAAGACAAGAUUUCUUUAGUGAUUUAGGAUGGAGUUCACACAACAAACACGAGUGUCCUUGUGAGAAACAUUCCAUAUAGAAAAUGUAAAACAAAUUCCCUUAAAAAGCACUUUUUUUUAUUAUUACAAAAGUAGUUUACAGGUAAACUAUUUGUCAUUUGUUUGUUUAUUUCCAAAACAAAAGCUAUAAAAGGCUCUGUUUAGCCUUCUGGGUUUUAUUUAACCCAGAAUAAAAUGCUAAAUAUACAAUAUUUAAGUGUACGUUUAGAAUUUUUGUGACUUUCCUUAAAACUGCCUAUUUUUGGUGUGUUUACAACUAACAGGGACUAAAGUCACAAAAUGGACAACCUUCAUGCAAUAUUCUUCAUCUGAAUCUAAAUGAUAGAUCUUCCCUCACUGCCAGUAGUGGUACACAGUGGGUAGUAAUGCUGUGUAUGUGUAGCAUAUACACACAACGAAAAACCAAAACCACCACAGAACAGAUUAUGACAACAGUACCAAAUUAAAGAAACAUAUGAGCUGGAAACAAAACAAAACGAAAUGAUCAAUGACUAUAGACAGAACGUUUCAAAUCCUCCGAACAGGGUAUUUGAUUCUGGUUGUAUAGUAUGAAGACCCUGUCAGGGGUUUCUUGUUCUGGCCACCGAAUAAAGAGUCUGCACUGUUUAACACAAAUGAAACCAAGGAAGGAAAUUGCCAAGGACUAUAAAUGAAUGGUAAAGAAGAACUUCUUACUGUCUCCUCUGUAUCUUUUUGACCAGACUUUGGGAGAUGUGGUGCUGCAGACUGCUGUAAUCACCACAUACCCAAAUUUAAAGCUGCAGCUAAUGCUGAACAUUUAUCUAUGUCCUCAUUGUAUUUGUCACUCAGUAUAUGAUCAUUCAUACUAUGCAUCAAGGCUGGAUGUACUGCUUCUGUGCCAGUAAAGGCAGAUUAGCGGUGAAUGCCUAUGAAUGUCAAGAAGAGGGAACAAAGCUCAACCGUUUAGUUUUCUGGGUUCUUUUUUUUUUUGUCACUGCCCAUGUCACUGCAGAACAGAAAAUUUAUUUCUAUGAUAUAAUGCGUAGACAGAGACUAUCACAAGAAACUGAGACCUGUGUAGGUCACAACAUCUGGUUUGUCUAUUAGAUGUUUGGAGACAAAAAGAGCAAAUUAUUUGGUGAGCAAACCAUUUCCCACAAAGACUACUUGUUCCUUCCCAUUUCUUUAAAAUAUUUUUCUCACACAUGUGACUGUGCUUCUCUGGUUCAAAAUCAGAAUCAAGAAACCUGGUGCUAUUGAACCAGAGCGCCCUCUGCAGUCCAGGAGGGGAAGCACACAUGGUGAAAAAUCUGUUCUAACUCUCCUGAGAACACUGAGGAUGAAGAUUAAAUAAUGAAGAUUUUUAUUAUAUCAGUCCUUCAGGUAUUCUGAUAGCAUCUAAAUAUAACAGAGAAUAUGAAGUAUUACAUUAAAAUAGUGAGUGAAGCUUGUUUUCAGUAUUUAGUGAAUGGAGAAAAAAAAGACAACCAGUGUUUGUUUGCCUUGUAUUCUGGCGUCAAGCCUGUGUUUUUAAAUGCCUUGGUAAUGCACUUAUGUAGAAAUAUCCAGAGUUUCUUUUAGUCUUUUUAUGAAUACUACUCUAACGGUCAUCAUUACUCUUGUGUACUCUGUGCUGCAUCCAUUCUUAGUCAGUAAUAGUAUCAAAAUUUCCAGAGGAAAGUGGAGAGGGAGAGAAAAUACCUAGAUAUACAAAGAGUGAAGUAUAUAUUUAAAAACAAAACAGGCUGUUAGAAGCCAUGUGUUGAGUCACUGAGGGUUUUCACAUAAAUCUAAAGACAAAUUAGACUGUACUUUGUCUACGGGGACUACAGGGUGAAGCCAUGGCCUAAUGGUUAGAGAAGCAGCUUUGGGACCAAAAGGUUGCUGGUUUGAUUCCCUAGAUCAGCAGGAAUGGCUGAAGUGCCCUUGAGCAAGGUACCUAACCCCAACCGCUGCUCUGGGUAAUGUUGUAUGUUGCUCUGGAUAAGAGUGUCUGCUAAAUACCUUUAAUGAAUUGUACUUUCUGCCUCACAGACUAGAAUGAUACAGUGCCCUAUAGUAUAGUAGAUUUCUUUAUGUGAAAACAUGUUCUUGCUUCUGUAUUCUUCCUCCUUCCUCCCUCCAUCUUGGCCUCUUUCCCGUUCGCCUAAUGACACCCACAGGAGCUCACGUUUGUACACAGAGGAGAGAUGAAUCUCAAAAACGCCUCAACAAAGUGCGAGCACAGAAAACAUCGAGAAAUUUAGACCCUACAGGGUCUAGUUUCCUAAAAGCAUUGUGCUUAGGAUCAGCAACUAUUAGACAAAGUGAUACCCGUGCCCUUGUGAUCUAUUUUAAAAACAUUGUUGGCAAUCAGUUGAAGUCAAAGCUCCAUCCCCUUCUAUGCCUGGAAAGUUCUGCACGACAAAUGAUUUUCAGCAAAUGCCAAAUUCAAAAACAUACACUGUAUAUAACAUAUAAUUCUAAGAUACGACUUUGUCAAAUUUUAUCACAGAGAUGACUAUAACAGAGGAUUAUAAAGGCUGUUAAAGAUCAGCUUAGAGUUUGCUGACUCUCUGAAGAAAAAGCUUUAAUUGCCCCUUGUCUCUCGGGACAAACAAAGUUGGGUGGGAAAGAAAGUACUGGGAAUUAUAUUUUUGUUAUUUUAUCAUUGGAAAGACGUAUAUAAAAAUUCUAAAUAUUAUGAGCCUCCCUCUCCAGCAGUACGGAUAUGUAGCUGUGAGCUCUUCAAGCAGCUAUGUCUUGCCUAUGUGCUAAAAAAAUUACAUAAAUAAAUUAUUUUUGUUGCUUA